CGUCAGAGCGAGUAGCUGGAUAUUCGGAUUCUUAUGUCCUAUUCUCUUCUUGAGCGAUCGCAUGGCAUCCUUAGCUGGCACCGCUUUGCUGCGAAUACGGUCGCAAAUGUCGAGGUUGAGCGCCAAGUCUUCUGAACCAGCGGGCAGAUCUGGGGAUGUCGCCUUUUCCACCAGCUCAUCCAGCGGGUUACUUGCAAACCAAGACAUACUAUUCUAUGCGCCUAGCGAAGAAGAAGACAGGAGCAGAGACGAGCUCAGUUGGUGUGUGGUGUCGCAGAUGACGAAUGCGUCGCCUCUUCAAACGCGCCAACCCACCACACAACAAAGAGAUCCGUCCAUAGCCCAGGGCUCCUUCAUUCAUGCCUUAGAAGUGCCCGAGCCUGCUAUGCGCGAGACCAGAUUUGAGGCCCUCAAGCGUAGAGGCCAGGUGGAUGCAGACAUCGAUGGCAUGCCUGUAGACUUCUGGCUCACAACUGCCAAGAAGCUUUACCGCAGCGCGCAAGUGUGCGAAGAGCGUGGCCAGCUAGAAGACGCUUUCCUAUUCUAUGCUCGAACCUAUGAUUUGAUGAGCGAGCGGAUACCACGUCAUCACGCGUAUGCGCAGUGGAAGACGACCAACAUCGAGGGUCGCAGGGAACUGAGUGAGUUUCGCAGUGUCCUGGCGGGUGAGAUUGAAUCUUAUGGAGCCUUGAUGAUGAAGCUCAAACGACAGCUAUCGGAUAGUGCUGAUGAACGGCCAGCGAGCUCAUCCUCUCAUCGGAGCUCACUUCGAUCAAAUGGCAGGUCGCCGCAUCUGCCUCCAGCAACCGCAGGACCCGUCGUGCUAGCCAAGACCAAUAACAUUGAGGCUCCACGGCUGAUUCAAUAUUUGAGGGAGAAUAGAGACGCCAAGGUCUUGUUUCUUGACAUCCGUCCGCGACCGGAUUUUGAGCGCCAGCACAUUGAUAUGCCUUCUGUUGCAUGCAUUGACCCCCUGGUCUGCCGCGACAAUGUCCAUUGUCAAGACCUCGAAGAUUCAUUUGCUGUUGCGCCCGAAGAAGAGCUCAAGAUGUUUGAAGCAAGGCACGAGUACAAUCUCAUUGUCUUCUACGACAAUAAAAGCACGAUGCUGGAUGAUCCCCGGAAUGACGACUUGUACACACACAAAGUGCUAAAAAAUAUGUAUACUGCCUUGUGGGAAAAGAGUGGCUGGCGUAAACCCCUGUCGCGACCUCCGAUGUUGCUUGUUGGUGGCAUCAACGCUUGGAUGCGGGCUGGAGGCGCCAUUGUGAACAUGCCCAAUGAUGAUGGGACACACACGCCACCAAGCAAGAGUUCUGUCGGUGCAGUACUCGCCUCUCCACCUGUCACGCCCGAACAGUCUGAGAAGCAACGCAAUCGUGUCAUUAGUGUCAUUGGGCCUCGCAAUGGUGAUAUGCCGUACGCACGGUCUGUGCAAGAGUACAUCGCCAACUAUGUGGAUCGGAAAAGCUCACAGUCUAUGGUCAGCCCGGUCGAGUCUUUUGCAAAGCUGAAGCUCAAGCCGCUGCCCGUGCCCAAUACUGCGCCGCUCUCUGUGCGCUUGCCACAAAACAAGGUGCCCUCACCAUACUUGAUCGAUGCAAAUGUGCGUAGACCGCCGCAAGGGCCUGCAAGUCGUCCUCUACCUGCUUUUGCGCGGCAACCUUCCAUUGGCGGUCAAAUCAGUCGUCUUGGACAGGUCACUAUUGGCAAGACGGGACUCAAAAACUUGGGCAAUAGCUGCUUCAUGAAUGCGGUCUUGCAAUGCCUGAGUGCAUGCUUUCCCCUUGCUCGUUACUUUACAAGUGGCCGAUACAAGGAGGAUGUCAACUUGAGCAAUCCACUCGGCUACAAGGGAGACAUCGCACGCAGAUUUGCAGAGUUGCUGAGAGAUUUGGCGUCUGACGACAAUACCGUCGUAGCACCAGUCAAUUUGCGGGCUCAGAUUGGCAAGAUCCGGCCAGAGUUUGCGAGCAACAACCAAGAAGAUGCUCAAGAGUUGAUGGUGUUUCUGCUUGAUGGACUGCACGAAGAUCUGAAUGGUCAUGCACAACGGCCCAAUUUGCGCGAGCUUACAGAAGCCGAGGAAGAAGUCAAGGAACGUAUGCCGGACCUCAAAGUCUCGUCUAUCGAAUGGGCAAGGUACCAGCACCGAAACAAGAGUGUCAUUGUUGAUCUGUUCCAAGGACAAUUGCAAAGCAGAUUGCGUUGCCUCACUUGUGGCCAUCAGUCGACGACGUAUAAUGCCUUCACAAGCUUGUCGCUCCCAAUCCCGAAGCAACCGCAUCUGUCGCUCACAUCAUGCCUUGAUGAAUUUGUUAAGAGCGAAUCAAUGGACGGCGAAGACUCUUGGCAUUGUGCCAAGUGUAAGACGCUACGCAAGGCAACCAAGCGACUAGCCAUUUCCAAACUGCCCGACGUGCUGCUCAUUCAUUUCAAGCGCUUCGAGACGAAGGGGCCCUGGCGUGACAAGAUCAACGUCGACAUCUCUUUCCCACUCAAGGCACUCGACAUGACGGACUAUCUCGGCCACUUGGGUGGAGACCAGGUUUCGUCUAUUUAUGACUUGUUUGGCAUAGUCUACCAUCGUGGAUCCAUGGAAGGCGGGCACUACACUGCCAUGGUGAGUGCUGACCCAACCAAUGACUGGACUCUCUUUGAUGACUCGCGUGUGGCACCAUCGAAUCAGAUUGACGGGCGUGCGGCAUACAUAUUGUUUUAUCAGAAGCGCAGUCAAGCUAUAUAGCUUUGUAUCAUUUUACCUUCAAGC
Protomyces lactucae-debilis is the source of this 2770-nucleotide messenger RNA. RefSeq lists its product as uncharacterized. Bases 62 to 2746 code for a protein of 894 amino acids. The record is from RefSeq and is a predicted model, not a curated record. The transcript has a single exon. NCBI's taxonomy places the organism in Eukaryota, Fungi, Ascomycota, Taphrinomycetes, Taphrinales, Protomycetaceae. Gene Ontology annotation, molecular function: cysteine-type deubiquitinase activity. Gene Ontology annotation, biological process: protein deubiquitination.